Vanessa tameamea is the source of this 2487-nucleotide messenger RNA. It is a transcript of the gene Tsr1, whose product is annotated as pre-rRNA-processing protein TSR1 homolog. Gene Ontology annotation, biological process: maturation of SSU-rRNA from tricistronic rRNA transcript (SSU-rRNA, 5.8S rRNA, LSU-rRNA); ribosome biogenesis; endonucleolytic cleavage of tricistronic rRNA transcript (SSU-rRNA, 5.8S rRNA, LSU-rRNA). Gene Ontology annotation, molecular function: U3 snoRNA binding; GTP binding; GTPase activity. NCBI's taxonomy places the organism in Eukaryota, Metazoa, Arthropoda, Insecta, Lepidoptera, Nymphalidae. Gene Ontology annotation, cellular component: nucleus; preribosome, small subunit precursor. The transcript is spliced from 8 exons. The record is from RefSeq and is a predicted model, not a curated record. Bases 93 to 2450 code for a protein of 785 amino acids.
ACUGUCAAUUUUUGAAUCUUAAGGACCAUGUGAGUUCUGAAUUGUCACUGAAUUAAAUGUUUAUCUUUUAGUUUUCAAUUAUACGAUUAAAAAUGCAACAAGCUCAUCGUUCUGGAAACUUGAAACAGAGCAAUAAAGUUCAUAAAUCUCGUCAUAGAUCAAAGCGGGGUAUUUCAGCAGCAGUAAAAGGUAAAGUGAAUGUUAAAGAAAUUGUCCGUCGAAAUCGUCAUAUACUAAAAAAAGAUGAAAGACGUCAUCAAGCAUUACAAAUUCGUAAAAAUAAACGCGAAGAAGUACUGUCAAAAAAACGUGCGCUUGGUGGAAAUAGGAACCCUCCGUUCCUUGUGUGUGUCGUGCCGCUUAAUGCGCAACUGGAUGUGCAAUCAGCAUUAGUUAUAUUAAAGACAUGUUCUGAAGGAGCUGUUGUUAGCCAGUCCUCAAAUGGUAUAUUGCACAUUGGUUUACCUAAUUUCAAGCAACGCUUUUCAUUUCUUUGUCCUGAGAUAGAUAAUGAAUUCAGUCUUCUUGAUGCUUUAAAAAUUGCCGACACAGUCUUGUUUGUUAGCUCUGCUCUCGAUGAACCAGUUGAUGACUGGGGAGAAAAAGCUUUAGCAUUAGCUAUGGCUCAAGGCAUGCCCACUCCCAUAGUAGUGGCUAUGGAUAUUGAAGGAGUUCAUCCUAAGAAAAGAACAAGUGAAAAGCAAAAUGUACAGAAACUUGUAUCAAAAUGGUUACCAGAAGAAAAAAUUAUGCAGUUAGAUAAGAAUUCUGAUGGUUUGAAUGUACUACGUAGAAUUGGUAACCAAAAAAGAAAUAUUAUACAUCAUAGAGAAAAGAGACCUUACAUGUUGGCUGAGGAAGUUGAGUAUGCACCAGAUGCAGAAGGUGAUAGUGGAACAUUAAAAAUAAGUGGCUACUUACGUGGCAUGCCUUUAAAUGUAAAUAGUUUGAUUCAUGUAACUGGUUUGGGGGAUUUCCAAAUGUCUCAAAUUGAUGGACUUGAGGACCCACAUCCUUUAAAUCUGAACAAGGAGAAUACUAAAUCAGAUACAAUGGAUGCUGAAGUUACUAAGGUAUCUGUAUUACAAGUAGCCGAUCCAAAUAAGCAAGAGUCUUUAGUGUCAGAAAAUAUUCCAAAUCUAAUGGAAGCAGAGCAAACAUGGCCAACUGAUGAAGAAAUCAAACAAGCUAAUAUUGAUACUAAGAAAAAAGUAAAGAAAGUGCCGAAGGGUUGGUCAGACUAUCAGGCAGCUUGGAUUGUUGAGUCUGAUGUCGAAGGUGAUGGUUCUGAAGGAGACAGUGAAAACGAAGAUGACGAUGAUGAGUUUAUGUCAUGUGAAGAAGAUAAUUCCGACCAAGAGGCAAAUGAAGCUGAUAAUGAUUUUGAAUCUGUUACUGAAUCUGAGGUUGGUCUGACUGAUGAAAAAUAUGAUGCUACAAUCGACAGUUUUGAAGAACAUGAAAUGCUAAAAAAAUUAGCUGCUGCUAGAGAAGACCAACAGUUUCCAGAUGAAGUUGAUACACCACAAGAUGUACCAGCAAGAGAGAGAUUUAUGAGAUACAGAGGUUUAGAAUCAUUUAGAACCUCAGCCUGGGAUCCUAAAGAAAAUCUUCCAGAGGAUUAUGCUAAAAUAUUUCAAUUUGAAAAUUAUGAUAGAACAAGGAGACGAGUUUUCAAAGAGCUUGAAGAAAGUCUUGUUAACAUGUAUGGUUUCUACAUAACAAUUCAUGUAAAAGGUGUGCGACAAGAUUUGUGGAAAGCAUUUACUGCUGCCAAUCCUAAUGCACCAAUAUCAGUGUUUGGUCUUCUGCCUCAUGAACAUAAAAUGUCAUUAAUGAAUGUAGUUUUAAAACGCACUGGAGUUAGUGAUGAGCCAAUAAAAAGUAAAGAGAGACUUAUAUUUCAAGUGGGAUAUAGAAGAUUUAUUGUCAAUCCAAUCUUCAGUCAACACACAAAUGGAAGUAAACAUAAGUAUGAGCGAUUCUUCCAGCCCGGAUCUACGUGUGUGGCAACAUUUUAUGCACCUAUUCAAUUUAGUCCAUCAACAGUUUUAUGUUUCAAAGAAAAGAAAAAUACAAAACUACAACUAGUUGCAUCAGGUGUUCUAUUAUCAUGUAAUCCUGAUAGACUUGUAAUAAAGAGGAUUGUUCUGUCUGGUCAUCCAUAUAAGGUUCACAAGAAAUCAGCAGUUAUAAGAUUUAUGUUCUUUAAUAGAGAUGAUGUGGUUUACUUCAAACCUUGCAAGUUAAGAACUAAAUAUGGACGCACUGGUCACAUUAAGGAACCUCUAGGAACACAUGGUCACAUGAAAUGUGUAUUUGAUGGUCAGCUGAAAUCUCAAGAUACAGUACUUCUAAACAUGUACAAGCGCAUGUUCCCUAAAUGGAAUUAUGAAGACUGUAUUGUCACUGACAGGGAUUGGAAAGGAAGUGAUGUUCUAAUGGAAUAACUUUCUGUAUAUAAAUAAAGAUGUAUUAUUAUAUAAA